This is a messenger RNA of Anopheles cruzii, 5334 nucleotides long. RefSeq names its product mediator of RNA polymerase II transcription subunit 14 (gene MED14). Bases 285 to 5279 code for a protein of 1664 amino acids. The record is from RefSeq and is a predicted model, not a curated record. Gene Ontology annotation, biological process: regulation of transcription by RNA polymerase II. Gene Ontology annotation, cellular component: mediator complex; core mediator complex. The transcript has 5 exons. Gene Ontology annotation, molecular function: transcription coregulator activity. NCBI's taxonomy places the organism in Eukaryota, Metazoa, Arthropoda, Insecta, Diptera, Culicidae.
CUGGUGGCACUAUGUUGCGAAGUCCGUAACACAGCUACGCAUUCGUAGCGCACGACACAACAGUUUUCUCGGCCAGUAGCACGGCUGGUUAGCUAUUCGUGCCGUGUGUGUAUGUGUGUAUGUGUAGCUUCUUCGUGAGUUUAUUGCGUGGUGCAUGGCAACAGAGGUUGCUGCGUUGAACUUGGAACCACCGAAAAUUGUCACCAAAAGACUAUUUACUGCUUAGACGUUCGGUUCCGGCAAGCAGGAAGCAACCGGUGCAGAAGCAACGGUCCGGCCGCAGUAUGGCUCCGCAACCGCUGGAACAGGGUGGAGCGGUGACCAGCUUCAUCCCCACGGGGCAGGAGAUGGCGCAGCGGCAGAACCUCAUCCCGUUGGGCCGUUUGAUCGAUUUCAUCAUCCAACGGACCUACCACGAGCUAACGGUUCUCGCAGAGCUGUUACCACGCAAAACGGAUAUGGAUCGAAAGAUCGAGAUCUACAAUUUUUCCGCCAGCACCCGGCAGCUGUUCAUUCGGUUGCUGGCACUGGUGAAGUGGGCCAACUCGGCCUCGAAGGUCGACAAGUCGGCCAAAAUAAUGGGCUUCCUCGACAAACAGUCGAUGCUGUUCAUCGAUACGGCCGACAUGCUGUCGCGGGUGGCCCGUGAAACUCUCGUGCACGCCCGGCUUCCGAACUUUCAUAUUCCGGCGGCGGUCGAAAUCCUGACCACCGGAUCGUACUCCCGGCUGCCGUCGAUCAUACGCGAGCGCAUCGUGCCACCGGAUCCGAUUACGGCGGCCGAGAAGCGCCAAACGCUGCAGCGCCUCAACCAGGUCAUCCAGCACCGGCUGGUGACGGGGAAUCUGUUGCCGCAGCUGCGAAAGUUCCGGAUCGAGAAUGGGCGCGUCACGUUCAAGGUGGACCACGAGUUUGAGGUAUCGCUGACGGUGAUGGGUGAUGCACCGACCGUCCCGUGGCGCCUCCUGGACAUUGACUUUCUGGUGGAGGACAAAGAAACGGGCGACGGGAAGGCGUUGGUUCACCCGCUGCAGGUGAACUACAUCCACCAGCUGAUCCAGGGCCGGAUCGUGGACUGCAUCGAUGCGCUGGCCGAAGUGUACUCGUGUCUGCACUACUUCUGCCAAUCGCUGCAGCUCGAGGUGCUUUACACGCAAACGCUCCGCCUGAUGCGAGACCGACUGGACGACCAUAUCCACGUGGACGAGUACAUCGUGGGUUCGAAGCUAACCGUUUCGUACUGGCGCGAGCUAACGAACAAGGACCCAAAGUCGGAGCUCGGCUACCGGUUGACCAUCCAGACGGAUCCGAACGAUUGCUCCAAACAGCUGGCCAUUCUGCACGUGCCCUCGAUCGGUAGCAAGGAAGCGGACAUUGCCGAUCGGGCCGUCCGUUCGGAUCUGCUCUCGAUGGAGCGGCUGCUCGUGCACACGGUCUACGUACGCUCGUUGGCCCGUUUGAACGACGUCAAAACGGAACUGCAACACUUCCUGAAGGAUGUGGAGUACAACAUUCACGGCACACCGGCCAUGCUGACGGUGCCGGUGCUAAAUCCGUGUCUGCGGGCCGAGCACAUCUACAUUACGGUCGACACGCACACCGGUAUGCUGCGGUGUCACGUUCCGAAGCACCUGGACUGUCCCAUCAUGCCCGACAUGCAGCACGCCCUGAACAACGAUUGGUCCAAGCUGCAGCAUCUGAUCUCGGAGCUCCGCUACUGGAUCACGCAGCGACGGUGCGAGAAGACUCUGCAGCACCUACCGGCGACCACGCAGGACCGCUUGCCGUUAGUCUUUCCGCCGAAUCAUCCGAUCACACGCAUGGGACCACACAAAGUAUUCAUUCAACUUUACCGCCAUGCCAACGUCAUUCUGAUUGUGGAGCUAAAAGAGAAGAAAAGUUGCCCCAACGAAAUGACCUACUCGUUCUACGUGGUGCUCGUGAAACCAUCGUCCGUUGAGGAAGGACAAACGGGACUGCCAGACGGCCCCCAAGGGGCUGGAUCGGGCCCAAAUGAGACGGGGGCGGGCGGUAUGCCCAAGCUGUACCUUCGCGUUUUGUCGCUCAUCGAGUUCGAUACGUUCGUGGCGACGCACGGUCCCGGGACACCGAUUGACGAGACGCCGGCCGUCGGGUGCAGCAAGCGCAAACUACAGUCGACCGAACUGUCGUUGAGCGUGUUGGGACCGCCGAUGAAGCAACAGAAAACCAUCUAUCCGGCGUACUUUAUCCCCGAGCUGGCGCACGUCGUGGCGAUGUGCGACGAAAAGCUACCGUUCGUGGCCCUGGCCAAGGAGUUCUCUAACCGGCGCAUACCGCACGGUGGCCUGCAGGUGGAAGCGAAUGCCACCUCGCUGGUGCUGAAGCUACUGACGUUGCCUCAACCGAAACCGCCUCAGCUCCCGGCAACGGCGCAGCAGCAGCAGCAGCAACAGCAGCAUGGGUCACAAUCUCAACAGCACUCGCACCCAGCGCAAACCGGACCGGACGGGAAGCCGGGGGGCGAACCGAAAACCGUUCACGUCCCACCUAUCGACAAGCAGGUGUGGAAUGCACUUCUCAAGCGCCUGCUCUCGGUGUCGGUCCGGGCGCAGGUUAACAAGAGCAACCAGACGCGUCUCUGGACGACGGAACUCGUGUUCUACGGGUCCCCGUUGCCUAGCCUGCACCACAAGGAGCAGGGUAUGCGCCGGGCCGUCUAUCUGCAGUACGAAAUGCUGCCGGUCGAUUCGGUCGCCAAGGUGGUCGAUCUGCUGCUGAACGAUUGGUCGAAGAUCGUGUACCUGUACACGCUCGUGCACGAGUUCCACGAGCAGUUGGGCAACGAAAAGUACAACCUGCAGAGCAUGGUGACGAUCAAGUCGUACAGCUACACGAACCUGCUGCUGGCGUACGGCCCCAAGAAGGAGGUGAACGUGAACAUCUGCUGGGACACGGAGGCGAAAGAGUUUAAGCUCGUGUUCACCGGCGGCAACAGUGCGAUCAAUGCGCACUCCAUGAUGCGCGAUCAGCUGCAGGCCCACCUGAACCACAACUACAACCUGGCGCAGAUCGUGCACAUGCUGCACGAAACGUACCAACCGCUCAGCUCGAUCGCCAAGCUGCCGAUCAUCCCGCACCUGGCCAUCCUGCAGUCGCCCAAGAUUCCGGUGCUCUCGUUCUGCAUCAUCCCACAGUCGCCCACGUUGCUGCGGAUCUCGUUUCAAGGCGUUUACUGUCUCGAGGUGCGCUUCCGGGGCGGCGGACUGUGCACGGUCCGGGACGGGGCGUACAGUCGCUUCGAUCGUACGCACGUCGUCGAGGAGUUUACCCCGACGCAGGGCCUAAAGGGGUUCCUGUCGAAGUACGUCGACGAAACGGCCGUCUUCCGGAGACGAUCCCAGUCGGAAGACGAUAAUCCUCCUUCGCCCGUCACGAUGGAAGAUCCGUCUCAUGCCACUGCCGCUGCCGGUGGUGGUGGCGGUGCAGUCGGAAGCGGAUCGGUCGGAUCGAACACUUUUCUCGGUGGCGGAACAGGUGGCAUGCGCGGUCCACAGAGUCCCCGUGAUCCGGGGUUGCGUUUCGCGGCACCACUCACACCGCCCACCGGUUCCAAUCCUCACACACCGGCCAGUCCGCAUCCGAUCGGUGGCGGCGGUGGAGCUGGGGCAGGCGGUGGACCCGGAGGACAGGGAGGAGGCCCGGGCAGUGGGCAGGGUGGCCAGGGUGGGCAUAUGAACAAUUUCAACAUGACCUCUCCGCCGGCCUCGCACAUGCCGCACCCUUCGCCGAGUGGUGGCGGAUUGAUGCCAUCGUCGCCACUGAACGCCCAGCCGAGCCCGAUGGCGGCCCAUUCGCCGGGGCCGAGUAAUCUCGCGUACAUGCAGGGAGCCCACACCGACGGCAGCCCCUUUGCGGCCCUCUCACCGGCCGCCUCCAACUGGCCCGGCUCGCCCGGAAUGCCACGCCCGUCACCGAGACCUGGCCAGAGUCCGGAACACAAAGCCCAAAGUACGUUCACGGGUCACGAGUUUGGGGACAGAUUUUUAUUUUCUCUUCCCUGUCCUCUGUCAUUAGCACCUCACCAUUACACGUCGCGCGUCAUUCCGGCGCGCUCGUGGGCCGGAGCCAUUCCGACGCUGCUGACCUACGAAGCGCUCGAUACGCUGUGCCGUGCGACGCCACAUCCGCAGAAGGAAAUUCCCGGCCCAGAGCUGAGCCCUCUCGAGCGUUUCCUCGGUUCGGUCUUUAUGCGCCGCCAGCUGCAGCGAAUCAUUCACCAGGAAGACAGUUUGAUGGCAAUCACGUCGAACGAACCGGGGGUCGUGGUGUUUAAAGCGGACUGCCUGCAGUACCAGGUGUUCCUGAACCCGAACCACAUGCAAUCGUUGCACCUGAAGGCGAUUCAGCUGCCGUCGAUGGGCGGCGGGAACCCGAUGAUGGACGGCAAACCGGUACCGUACCAGUGGGCGGUGGAAGAUUUGCAAGUUCUCGAACAGUUCUUCGACCAGCGGGUUGCGGCCCCACCGUACCGGCCGGCGGUUAUGACGAGCUUUACGCGAAUGCUCAACCUUCCGGCGAAGGUGCUGAUGGACUUUAUCCAAAUUAUGCGCCUUGAUCUGAUGCCCGAACUGGGGCAGGGCAACAAGUGGAACGUGCAGUUCGUGCUACGCAUGCCCCCGUCGGCCACACCGAUCGUGCCGGUCGGCACGACGACCAUCCUGUCGCACCGGCAAAAGAUUCUGUUCUUCAUCCAGAUCACGCGCAUCCCCUAUCUGCCGAACAUGGAGUGGAAGGACGCGGUCACGAUGCUGCUCCCGAUGGUGUACGAUAUGAAUAUGAACCACACCACGCUGGCCGAGCGGCGAGAGCCCAUGCCACCGCAGCUGACCAGUGCGGUCAGUGCCCACUUGCGCCGCUUUUCCGAGUGCUCCGUGCUGCAGCAGGGCGAAUGUUCGCUCUUUCCUGCCGUCCGGGACCUGCUGCUGACGCUGACGCUUCCGAACGAACCGCCCGUGCCGGGGCAGAUGCCAAUUCAGCUCGGUGGUGUCAUGCAGCAGGGUGGCGGUCCGGGCGGACCGGGUGUACCGAUGGGAGGACCGAAUGCCGUUCCCCCGUCACAGGGUGUCCCGCAAGUCGGUUCCAGCCCCAACCCGAUGAUGCACUCACCGAUGCAACAGCAGCAGAUGGGUGCCGGCGGCGGCCAACCAGGCGGCAAUUACGGUGGAAUGGUCGGUGGAGGCGGUGGAGGACCGCCGGGUGGCGUGGGCCCCGGAGUUGGUGGACCGGGCGUCCCUUGAAAACUGUACAGAAACCGAAAGGAAAACGAAUUCAACAUUUGAAAUUGAUGUGUAA